Caenorhabditis auriculariae is the source of this 7850-nucleotide messenger RNA. The record is from the annotation of a GenBank genome assembly. Lineage: Eukaryota; Metazoa; Nematoda; Chromadorea; Rhabditida; Rhabditidae.
AUGUGUUUGCUUCCGAUUUUGGUAUGGACUUGAAAGAUUUCCAAAAACUACUCAUAGCUUGAGGAUCAUAAUGAAUGAAAAAAAAAAGUCUGAAAAAAAUGGUGAAGCAUUAAGCAUAGGAAAGCUCGCAAGUCACAAAAUGUCGGGCGCAAUUUUUAAAUAAAGUCUAUGCUUUCGAAAUGAAAAUUCCCAGACAAUUAUUCAAAUCGCCGAUGCCGUCGUGCCAAUAAUGGACCAAAUACGUUGGACGCAUUUUCGAGGUUUCCAAUAUGCGGUUCGUUUUCCAAGGUAGAGUAAUUAGUUUUUUUUUGUUAAAAUCCAGGUAAUGAAUGACCAGGCGAAUAAUAUAGUGGACGCCUUCGAAAAUUGCCUCGAGAAAGGCGGAUGGCCCGCUUUUCCGCUAGACAAGGCGGAAAGCGAAUUUUUUGGCCGUUUGCUCGGUAUUUUCCAAAAAAAAAUUGAUAUUGAUCAAAAAAAAAAUUCAGAUCAACGGAGGGGAAAAGGUGCGAUAGCGUACAUGUCCGUAACAAGGGAGGUUGGUUUUUUUGAUUUUUUGUUGAAAUUUUGAGGAUUUCUGACGGUGAGUAUAUUCAAAAAGUUGACAUUUUUAAAAACUCCAGAGUGGUCCCUGUAGGGGCCACCUUAGCUACCCUCGAAGUUUCCCCUAUAGGGGCCAGUAAAGCUUUCUAGAGAGGACCCUAUAGGAUACAUGCUGGUCGAUUAUUGUUAUGAGGCAUUUUCAUGCGGAAAAAAAACUCAAAGAAUUAGCGAAUCCGAAAAAAAAAGGAUCAAAAGACCCUAUAGAGACUCUUUGAGCUAUAGGAUCUUAGAAGUCAGACCGUGAAUCCCUAAAGGAACCACCCAAAUAUUACCCCUACAAGGGGCGCUUUCCCCUAAAUCCUAUUGGGCCUUUCUCUGGCCUUUCUAAGUUAAAACCCAUCGGUAUAGAUUUAAAAAAUUUCGCUUCAGGACCUUCUUUUGAGUUUUCAUUGUGUGCCUUUAAAGUCUAUAGGCGUAUAUAAAUGAGCUGUUUCUUAAAAUUUUCUGCUGGUUUUUUUUUUGAAAUUUUCCGUUUUGUCACCGAAAUUUCAUGUUUUUUUGCUUUUUAAAUACGUUCAAAAUUGAAUUAUUUGCAAUGGAGCAGACUCGUCUCGUUAAGAAAUAUUUUGGCGCCAGGACCUUUCUAUAGUUUUUCUUAAUGCGCUUUUUGAACCCUUUAAACUUUCAUGAAUGAACUACUGCGCGUUAUUUUUCUGUGUUUUUCCACUUUUAAUUAUUAAUUAAUUGAUUAAGUCUCCAUACACGGUCGACGAGUGGCGAACGGCAAAGGGUCCGAUCAAUUUCGACUUAGUUUCGGAUGAAUCGAUUGACUUUUUGAGCUAUCAUUGUAUGGUGGUUGGUUUCGAUAUUUGUUGUAUGAAAUGAAAUAAAAAGAGUUCUACGAAAAGUGCUUGAAAAUGGAGUUAUGGUAACUUUGAAGCGAAAAAUUGAUUAUUUAAAACAAAAUAAGACCUUAGGAAGUCCUAUCAAAGCCCAAUAUCCCUUCAGUGGCCACUUGAAUUUGAUUCUUGAGGGGUUUUGGUUUCUUGGACAUUCGAAGUGUCUCUUUAGGAAGUGUUUUCAAGCUUAAAUGUCUUUCUAAAUCACUUAAAUGACCACUCAGCAAGUGCUAUCCGACAAGGGAUAACUUGAGCAACCUCAAAACAACUUCAUUUAAUUUUAACGCCUUUUAAGUGGCCACUUUGAGAUGAAUGGAGCUGGUAAAUGUCCCUUAUGCCGUGUUCAAAGUAAUUUCCGCGAAAUGCGAAAUUGUCUCUGACCCUCCAAAAUUUAGUUCUCUUUCUCUUUCUCUGACGGCUAUUUUGAAUUUCGCGGAAUUACUUUGAACACGGCAUUAAGUUUUCACUUUGUCUGAGACCACUUUUUGAGUGGUUUGAGGAUAAAUUUGUUAAGUGGUCCCUUUAGAAGUUUCUCAAAGCAUUCUGCGGUUUUUUUUUCGAAGUUUUGAUCCCUUAAGUGCACUCUUGCAUUUUCUAUCAGAUCAUUAUUCCCUUAAGAGACCUCUUCAGCAUACAUUGAAUUAUUUUAGUACUUCACGAUUAUUUUUGCCAUCAAAAAUUAAUUAUCCCGAAACUUUUUCACAUUUUGAGGUAAGAAUUGAUGGAAGCUGGAGCACGUUACCUUGUACGAUACCAUUUAAAAAGAUCAAUGUUAUUUGCCAACGAGUUUACGGUGAUUUUGAAGAAUUUUCAAUCAAUUUUCUUAACUUCAAACAGAUAGAGCUGGAACUUGGAUGAAAAGGAAGACACAAAAACUGAAAUGCAGUGAGUUUUUCUCCUUUUCUCCUUUUUUCCGAAAAAUUUAAUUUUUUCACUAUCAAUUUCAGGCUGUGUAACAACCGUGACGGUCAUCGCAAGUAUCGGAACGUUCAUUUUUUUGAUGAUCGGCAUUAUUUUGGGUUUCCAUGCUUUAAUGGAGCAAAUUGGACUUUUUGAUGAGGAAUCACAAGAUAUUUCUGAUGAACCUGAUUAUGUCUCCCAAUAAAUCUAAUUCGUCUUGUUCCGAGUUUUUUAUUUUUGUUGCUGAGAAAAACGAAUGAAAAAACUAGUUUUUCAUUCGAAGGCUACUGUACUCAAAGUCUGGUGUGUCUGCGGAACAGGCAUUUAACCCAACGACUGUUUUUUUUCAAAUUUUAGUUUCGAAUUCAUUUUUCACUUUUUUACCUCGCUUCUUCGUAUUUUCGCUUUCACUUUGGUUUUAGUAUCAAAAUUGAAAUUCAGAACAUGGCGGGGAACGGCCCGAUGGCCGUGGAGCACUUGGGUGCCGAAGCGGAAGACUUUUGCGUCUCCCAACAUUUAUAUCUGAAACCGACUGCACUUUUAAAAAUCACUGUUCUUUUGCCAAAGGUUUUUCGAAAUUGAAAAAAUUGUUGAAUUUAAUAACUUUGUGAUUUAGAUGCGGAUACCGGGACAAUCGAUUUCGAAUUGGGAUUUGAUGGAGAGGCUUAAAAAAGCGGUGGCUCCGGUUCAGGUGCUUGGAAGUUUUUCAAAGGCGCUGAGAAUAUCAUUUUUACUGUUAUUUAAUGUAUCUUUUGAGUGAGGAUAUUUAAAAAGACAUUUUUUUUUGCUCCGUUGAACGUAUUAAAUACCCUUGAUUUUCUGGUUUUUCAGCUCGAUUCAAUCCGAGUUCGGGAAAGUUCAAUGGACAGUGUUGCGUUUGAAGCCGAACUCUUGUCUCAAAUGAUUAUGAAAAAAGUAGUGAUGAAAUAUCAUUUUAUAAACUCACGAUCUUUUCCAGACGAUCAAAGCUUUGAAUUCGGUGACUAUGAAGGUUAGCGGAUUUUCGGAAUCUUUGAAAGUCAAGGCGGAGGAAGCACAAAGCGAUUUCCCAACACGACACGAUUGGGACUUGUUCUUUAUGAAAAAAAUAAAGUAUUUUAUUGCAUUCGAAUUUUUUUGAAAGUGAUUUUUAUCGGUUCAGAUGAACGAGACGAAGCCCGGCGAACGUCCAGAUACGGUUUAUUUGGCCAAGAUUCCGGUCAAAUGGUUCAAUGUGUUUUUUUCUGCUUCCAAUGGAAACAGCGGAUGAUUUUUCUUGUUUUUUUGCGAAUUUUUUUCGAAAGCGUUUUUUUAGUUUAGUUUGUUAGCUAGAUUUCUAUUGGACGUUUUGGUAUUUAAAAAAACUUCUUUUUUUAAAUUUAUAUAAGAUAUUUUUUUCAUUUUUUCACAAAAGGAACAGGAAUACUGUGGGAACAUGAUUUUUUUGAAUAAUUUUUUUAUUGAUUUUGUCGAAUUGAUCUAGAUUUUUGAUUUGUGAUGAGUUUUUUCAAUAAAUUUUGUAUAAUUUAAAUGAAGCCGUCUUGAAAAUUCUAGGUGGAAAAAGGGAGAAAAGUCGAAAAAAAUAAAUAAACAAAAUAUGUUUAUUCUUGGCGAAACUUUCGUUAAAAGGUCUAGGCUUCUUCAAACACUCCUUUAAAAUGAUUUUAACUUUUUUUUUUUUCGGAAAAAAAGAGUAUUUACAUAAAACUAAUUAUAAUGAAUGAUUUUGGAAGAAAAAAAUUGAAUUUUUAUACGUUAGUAAUUCGAAAACAUGAUUUAGUGCAAGAUUUCCAUGGAUAUAUCUUCUCAAUACUCCUUUUUUCUUACUUAUUUUACAUAUAAGUUUAUAAUUUCCUGUUUUGAAGGACGGCGUGAUCGAUUUGCCUUCGGAGAAUCGUUUGAAACGGGCCAUGGAACUCUUCGGGAAAGUUCGAGCCGUCGAUAUUCCAAUUUGCGACCCGCUGAGGCCGAUGAUGCCCGCCAAAAUUUCUGGCAUCAAGACCAAGGGUUUCGGCGUUCAUCAGGUUUGAUUUUUUGAUGAAAAAUAUGUGUUAUCUUUCGAAGGGAACUUGGAAAAUGACUGAAAACUGCCCCAAAGCAUUUUAGAAGGUUAUUUUGAAAAAAAAGGUAAAUGAUCUUUAUCAAGUUUAGUUCCGUUGGUUUUUUUUUGAGUCCUAUAAAAGCCUAAAAAUGGUCCCAAAACACUGUAGAAUGUUGUUUUUAUUAUCAUUUUUUUGAUGAAAAUAAUUAAAUGAUGGGUUUUUAAAAGACUUGGAACGUGUUUCUUAUUUUCUCGUGAAGCUUGAAAAGGGCCUGAAAAGGGUCCCAAAGCCUUUUAGAAUGUUGUUCAUUUGAAAAUAAAAAGCGGUGUUUAUCAAGUUUCAUUUUGUAGAUUUUAUUAUUUUUUUAUUUUUUAUCAUUCAAAGGAAGCUUAAAAAAAUGUCCAAAAAAAGUUUCAAGAUUUUUUUAGAAAGUUAUUGAAAUUAAAAAUAAAAUAAAGAAAUGAGUAGUCUUUAUCAGGUUUCACAUUGUUGAUUUUUGAAUUGAAAUGUGCUUUUUUUCCUAGUGAAACUUGAAAAAAAUACCUGAAAAUAUUCUAAAGCUGUUUAGGAAGUUGAUUUUUCCUUUGAAAAAAAUAAAUGAAUAAUCUUUUUAAAGACUUAGCUUUUUUUCGGUUAUGUGUUAUCCUUCGAAUGAAAUUUUUAAAAAAACUUGGAAAUAAAUCAUUAAACAAUAAAAAAAUUUUUGGUAAAAAAACUGCGUUUCUUCAUUUUUUUAUAGUUUACUUCAAGUAAAAAGCCUUUGUUCUGUAAUUUUUGGAUUUUUUUAGUUCAAAAAUAAUACGGCAUUACAAUGUUAAUUUUAACUUUUUUGCUCCUUUUUCUCUGCAUUUUUAUUCUUUAAGAACCUCUUCUUCGAAGCCUACGUCCAAUACAUGGAAUACAAAGGUUUUGCGACGGCGAUGGAUCAGCUGAGGAAUAAAAAAUGGGCGAAAAGGAUUGAUGGGAAAUUUUUCCAGGCCGCUGUCAAGGUUUCUUUUUCGGUUAUUUUUUCGUGAAAAUGGCAAAAUUCAGUCAUUUUCAUUGGAAAAAAUGAAGCUAAAUGUUUCAAUAUGCAUUUUAAAAAUAAAAUUAUUGCUUCUUGUUUAGAAUUCUAUUCAAAAUUUGAACUUUUUUUCAGGGAGAAACUAUUAUUUUUUUAGACCUUUUUCAAAAGUUUAUCCAUUUUUUUGUUAAGAACCACUUUUACCUGAAAAAAAAUUCUGAUUUUUUUCAAAAAUUUUUUUAUACCGCCACACGAAUCUCUCCGCUCCACACAAACGACGCCUCUCGUAUAGGUUUGACUUUUUGCAAAAAAAUAAAAAAAUGUAUUGAAAUAUUUCUCGAGGUGGACUUUGACCGGACGAGCCACCUCAGUGAGACGAUGAUUUUGAACCGUCUGGAUGAGAGGAGAAGGAUUCUCAACGAGAAAUUGAAGAAAGAGGAGGACGAACAGACCGCCAGGUUCCUCGUUUCCUCAUUGGACUUCAUCGAGAUUUUUGAGAGAUUGAAAUAAAUUGAUAGAUAUUCAAGCUUGAUGAGAAUGCUCUUUGUAUCCGAGUGAGAUAAUUAUCCAGAUUUCUGAACUUUCUUUGGAAAAAAAAUAAUAAAUUUUUUCUCAACAAAAGUCUUCCUCGGAUUUUUCAAAUGAACCGGGGGCUUUCAAAACUUUAAAGGACACCUUAAAAUGAGUCUUCGCCUUGAGACCUUCAUGAAGUUUGCCCAUGCGCCUUUAAAAUUUUCCCAGCGGAAAAAAUUUUUUAAACCUUCACAAAAUUUUUUUGACGACCAAAAAUGAAAUUAUCAGUCUUGAAGGAAUGGUCUGACGUUCCAUUAUUUUUACUAAAAAAAUAUUUUGAUCAACUUCCUAAAGUUAAUAUUCUCUAAGAAGCUCACAAGCUUAAAAAAGGCUCUAAAAAUCAGAAAACAAAUGAUUCAUUCCUACAAAAAACCGAAAAAGACGAUAUUUACUUGAAUCACAACAUGUUGAGCCAUUCCAAAUGCGGUUCUGGGACUUUUUCAAGAUUUUCUCAUAAUAUUUUUUUAGGGACUUUAAUGUGUUUUGUUCAAUUUUAUGUUGUUUUUAAAACGUAACUUGAAAAAAUUUGGUCAUUUCCAUUCCUAUGGAACCCUUUUUUCCUACCAUUUCUGAGGAACAUUAUCCCAAAACCACGGACCUGUAAUUAAUUUUCAUUCAAUGUUUCCAUAGUCAAAAAAAAUGCUAUAUCUAGGUUCAAAGUAUUCGUUUUAUAUCUAAAUCACUCUAAAUUUACGCAACUCUUGUUUUAGAGUAUUGGAAGAACUCAAGCAAAAACAAGAGGAAGAUGAGAAAGAACAGCGGCGAGAGGAAAGAGAACGGAAAAGAAGGGAAAAGGUUCCUUUUUCGAUACAAUUUUCCUGAACUUCGAUUUUAUCAUCAUUUUUCAGAAAGAACUCGAAAGACAGCAGGAAAUCGAAAGACAGAGAUUGGAAGCGGAAAAUCUUGAAAUGGAACGGAGGGCGAAGCAGAGGAGAAUCCUGGAGUCGCAGAGGCUUCUGGAAUAUGUCUUCGAGAGGAUCUCUGUCAGUAAUUUUGUUAUAAAUCAUUGAAUUUUUUUGUUCCUAGGCGAAGGAAGAGAGGAAGAAAAAUGCGCGAGGAGGAACAGCUGCGACAGGUCUUGAAAAAGGUAAUUAAUCGUGAAUUCGAAAAAAAUAAUCCCUUCAGAAAAGCUGUUGUAAAUUUCACUGUGAACUCUGGAUUUUUUUGAAAUUUUUGAAGUUAUAACUAUCAUUUUAAGAAGUGAAAGCUUCAGAAAUUGGCCAACUUGGAAAAGAUCCGAAAUUUUGAAUUUAUCGGUUUCAAGAGUCGAAGAAAUCUCUGGAGAAAAAUUGACGUGGUGGAAAUUGAAGAAAGUUUCCUUUUUUAUGAGAUGAUCAAAAACCCCAAUCUGCUAAGUUCUUUUUCAGUAUCCUCCCUCAAAAAUGUUGAUUCAACUAACCAAAAAACCUAGUUAAAAACAAUCAAGAAGCUUAGAAGUGGAAAAAGAAACAUAUGUUGGUUGGAUCCCACCCCGGGGUGCGGCCUACCUCCUCCCGAAAAAUGCGGCCUCCCCCCCUCCCAAAAAUUGCGGCCUACCCCCCGGAAAGUGCGGCCUACCCCACGGAAAGUGCGGCCUACCACCGUAAAGUGCGGCCUAUUUCAGUCCAUUUUCGAAUUUUUUUUUCGCGCUCAAAAGGCUGGAAUGGGAUCCAGCCGAUGUAUGAAAAGAAAGCAAAUGUUUCACUUUGAAGUGAGAAAAGAUUGGAAUAUCGCUCGCCCCAAGACUGGAAAAGUCGAUUGAUCCACUUCUCAGGGCUCUACUGUUGGACUGAGAUCUCCGAAAAUGAUAGAUAAACAUUUUUUCGAGUGAUAAAGAUGUUCUUGGUAGUCCCGAGAUGUUUCAGCUACUGAGUACAACUUUAUAUCUUCAUUUUCCCAAAUUCAGAUCGACGAUUUGGAAGAGCAGCCGGUUGA